AUGAACAACAACAACAACUUCGCCGCCGCCUCCUCGGUCAACGAUACGGCCGAUCAGCUCGCUCAGGCCGCGACGCACCUCGCUCAGGCCGACCCACAAGGCCUCCAGAACGCCGCGCAAGUGCCUCAAGAUGCGGCUGUCGCCGCUGAGCAAGGCGGUCCGGCCCCGCCCGCGGCCGUGCUCGGCGUCACGGCGCUGGACGAGGCCAUAGCCGCGUUCGUCGCCGAACAGCAUGAUCGAAUCCUCGCUCAGGCGUACCAGACCGCACUCGUCCCCGUUGGUAGCGCCACUCGCUCUCUUCAAGUCGCCUAUCGGCGUGCGCUCAAUGCCGUCUUCUACGGGGCGUUUGACGCCCGCCAAAUGACCGUGGAGCAAACCGUCUCCGCCAUCAACGAGGCCGGCGAUCAGGUCGACAUCGAAAUCGACAACGCCCACCUCGCGUUGGACGCUCUUCGCCAAGCGCUGCACGAGCAAGCGCCCACCUUCUUCUACAUAGGCAACAACGGUACUUCCGCGUUCCCCGCGCACACCCCGGCUGAAGUCCGGCGCCGCCCCGUGGUCGUCAAACGCAACAAGGACAACCAAGGCCCUCAGGACGGGCGAGGAAUUCAAGGUCGCCAGGAGCACGGAGGCAACGGAGAGGGAGGCGCAGGUAUGGGCGGUGCGGCUGGUGUGGCGUAG
This is a messenger RNA of Peniophora sp. CBMAI 1063, 681 nucleotides long. NCBI's taxonomy places the organism in Eukaryota, Fungi, Basidiomycota, Agaricomycetes, Russulales, Peniophoraceae. The record is from the annotation of a GenBank genome assembly.